Prunus avium (sweet cherry) is the source of this 2214-nucleotide messenger RNA. Lineage: Eukaryota; Viridiplantae; Streptophyta; Magnoliopsida; Rosales; Rosaceae. The record is from RefSeq and is a predicted model, not a curated record.
CCCUUGGUUAUUUUGUAUCUUUACGCAAGCUUUCCUGGGUUUUGAUGAGCGGUUGCGAUUCGAAGUAAUCCAACGGCUGUGCUCUUCUGCAGCAAAACCCUUUAAAAUUAGCGAAUCAGUAUCUCAUAAGCCAAAGCCGGAAGCAAGCAAAAGCAGAAAGAAGCAGAGGCAGAACCCUUUGGAGUAUACAAAGCCCACUCUCUCUGUCUCUCUCGCGCUCUCGAAGCUAAGCUCUGUAUCAUUUCCUUUGUUCUGAAGAUUUCAUGCCGUUUUGAGCUUCUGGUACUUCGAACGACGAAUCCCAAGGUGCCGUAAAACCUUGGGUUUAGGGUUUGGGAUAUAUAGUUGGCCUGUGUGUGGAUCUGUGACCGAUCGAUCAGAGUGUAGACGACUGUGAGUUAGGGUUUCGUAGAGUAUAACACAGAAGUAUUUCACCGUCGCUGCAUGCGUUUGUGUUGAGAGAGGAGGCAAUGGCAAGUUCUUAUCCUGGAGCUGUUAGUGCUGUUCAGGUGGGGUCGUACUUUGUGGGGCAGUACUAUCAGGUUCUUCAAAAGCAACCAGAUGUUGUUCAUCAGUUCUACUCAGAAGGAAGUUCCAUUAUCCAUGUUGAUGGUGAUUCCACAGAUUCUGCUUCCAGUAUAGUGCAAAUUCAUACACACAUACUGUCACUACAUUUUACUUCAAUUGAGGUCAAGACAAUCAAUUCUAUCGAUUCUUGGAAUGGAGGUAUUCUUGUGAUGGUUUCUGGUUCUGUUAAAACAAGGGACUCCAGUGUAAAGAGGAAAUUUGUCCAGACCUUCUUUCUGGCUCCUCAGGACAAAGGUUACUUUGUUCUCAACGAUAUCUUUCAGUACGUUGAAGAUGGAGUUGUUUUUCAACAUCCUGCACCCAUACAGUCAGAAGGCAGAUAUGAUGUGCAACUGAGUGCCUCUAGCCCUCUUCCAGAGCCACCAGUUUCUGACUAUGUUUUCGAGGAAGAGGCAAGGGAGUACAUGAACUCUGUUGAUAUAGAAGAUGAUCCAGUUGACAAGUAUAGUCUCCCAGAGCAACAGGUGCAGCAAGAUUAUGAGACUGAAGUUGUGGUGGAGGAAACUCCUGCAGAGGAAACAUAUGCUUCAUUUCAAAAUGUGGUGAACACUAGUCAAGAAACACCUGCUGUUUCUGUGGAGGAACCGGUGGGAGAGCCUGAAAAGAAAACUUAUGCUUCUAUAUUGCGAGUUGCUAAAGGGCCAUCUGCACCAGCAAUAACUCCACAACCUUAUUCCAGAAGUGCUCAAGCUGCUUCAGAAUGGAAUUACACGCCUCAGCCCACUGUUGAACAAUCCAACUCUACUCUAUCUUUUGUGCCUGAGUCUGGGGCAGAAGCAGCAGAGGAAGGUUACGCGCUAGAGGAAGAAGGUGAACUGAAAUCUGUCUAUGUAAGAAACUUGCCUCCUACGGUUACUGAAGAUGAGAUCGAGCAGGAGUUUAAGAACUUUGGUCAAAUUAAACCUGAUGGGGUCUUUGUUAGGGCUCGCAAGGUGAGUUUGUCUCUCUACUUAGUGCCGCUAUAUAUGAACUUGAUAGGAGCUAAAGUAGAAAUUGGUGGAUGCAGGAAAUUGGAGUCUGCUAUGCUUUUGUUGAAUUUGAAGACCUUCUUGGCGUUCACAAUGCACUCAAGGCAUCUCCGAUUCAGUUGGCUGGAAGGCAAGUCUACAUUGAGGAGCGGAGACCAAACAGCACUGGAGCUGCUCGAGGAAGAGGAAGGGGGAGAGGCAGAGGCAGUUACCAACCUGAAGCCACAAGGGGGCGUUUUGGUGGCCGGAGUUCAGGCAGGGGUAGUUACCAGGAUGGUGGAGAUUACAGCAGAGCAAGAGGCAAUGGUUUCCAACAGCGUGGUACACGAUAAGAGAGGAAGGAUUUUAGAAGCACACAGGCAGAAGAUCAAGGGAAACAUUAUCCGAGUCUGAAGGCUUUUUGAGAUGCAGAAGAUUCCCUGUCUACUAUUUUCCUCUAGAUGGUUUCAUGAAAUUGUAUUUGUACUUUUCAGUGUCACUUACAUGAAAGUUUAUUUGGACUUAAGUCGACGUUUAUGCUUACAAGUUCUCUCCCCUUGGAUGGUUUUUAUCAUGCAAUUCAAGCGGGGAAUUUUGGGCCUUUCAAGCCCCAAGUUGUGAGGAAAUGUGAUAAGAUGUUUGUUUCAAGUUUUCUAUAUGAAGCCUUUCAGUUUUUCAU